AAAUACACAAUAAGAUUGAAACGCGAUAAUUUUGAUCCGAAGCUCAGCUGCACUCGUCGAGACAUAGACAAAGUUUAUCUCCAGGCUAAAGGAAAUGAUGGAUGGUACGUUCAAUGGAUCAACACCUAUAUCGCAGGAAGGUUUGGAGAUUACUCAAAACUAACCACUGAUCCAGGCUUUAAUAUGUGGGUGGACAAUGAUGAAGAAUAUAAAUACCCAUACAAUGCCAAAACGCUACUCCUUACCAAUGCUGUCACAGAAUCCUGUUUAACGUACAUACGUGUAGAGGCAGUAACGCGAUACAGUGCUUUCUCGUUCAAACCAUACGACACGAAUAUCUUUAUAGUCCUCUAUUUAACAAAUAACCAACGAUUUCGAGCGGAACUUGAAGGACCAAUGGAAACAAACAGAAAAUAUGAGCGAGAGUUGAACUUCGCAAACCGAUUUCAAAUCACUAAAUGCGUGUCGUUCUCCGACAUUAAGGAAAUUCACUUACAAGCUCAUAAUGGAAGAAAUGAGAAGUGGUACAUAGCAUCCAUUAGCACUUUUGCUAAGACCGGUGAAGAGCAGUACAUGGAUCUGACAAGUGAUCCACAUCUCAACAAGUGGCUUGGCCCACACGGAACGACAGACAUCAAACUAACAAGGUCAUUGAAAGAUAUCCUCAAUUGUGAAUACGGCAAUCCAACUUGUGAAUGCAUGGAACAUGAAAAGGUUUGUAUAUUCAAUCUUGAAGUUGACGAAAUUCGAACCUUCACCAGUUAUCAAAAGUUAUCAGUAGAUGAACCUACAGGAAUAGCUAUGCGUGGCUCCCAAGGAGUGAUCUAUUAUUUCGAUGAAAAUGGAAUACCUCUGCCACUGCAUAAAGAUAGACAAUGUGCAACACAGGACAAAAGUAAAUGCACUAGCCCCCAGUUUGUAGAUGGCAAGACGUACCGUUUGGCAAUAGCCGUUAAUGGGCAAAUCCCUGGACCUACUUUGAUUGUUCACGAGGGGCAAACUGUGGAAGUUCAUGUUCACAACAACCUUACCACUGAAGGUAUUUCCAUUCACUGGCAUGGGAUGCACCAGAGAGGAACACCUUGGAUGGAUGGCGUCGGACAAGUAACUCAAUGUCAGAUAGGACCCUCAUCUAGCUUUUCGUACGUGUAUACCGCUAGUCCUGCUGGGACGUUUUGGUACCACUCUCACAGUGGCGCUCAAAGAACAGAUGGCUUCUUCGGUGGUCUUAUAGUUAAAGAACGCCCUUCCAAAAUGAGAGAACUCCGAGAUACACUACAGAGGUCUGCAUUUGAGGAUCUUCCAGAUCAGCACACCUUAACGCUUCUAGAUUGGCAACAUUAGGCAUCCUUGGAUCUGUUCACACAGAUUCACGCCAGCUUGAACUUUUAUCCAGGCAAGCCGCUUGGCGACGUACCAACUCCAGAUGAUUUCCUGCGACGGUAUAACUCCACACGUAGUUUUGAAGAAGGAGAGGUUGGUCCUGUUCCGUAUUUUUCUGGAAUCAUAAAUGGUAAAGGCAGGCAUGCUGAUGUUCCAUACUCUAAAACAAGACUGAGCAUAUUUACUGUUGAGCCCCAAAAGACAUAUCGCUUCCGGCUGAUUGGAGCCCAAGGACUGUACGCUUACAAGUUCUCCAUUGAUGGACAUAAGUUGACUGUGGUGGCCACCGACGGCUAUUGGAUUAUGCCCAAAGAUAACGUUGAUUACAUCAUUAUUCAUUCCGGAGAGAGGUAUGACUUUCUACUAAGUGCAACAAAUACAAGGAGAAAAGACUAUUGGAUACGUGCAGAGACGCUGGAGAUUGAUCCAAACAGGAAGGGGCCACCCUACCGGUCACUAGGGCAUGUGGCAGAGGCUAUUCUGCACUACAAACAACAUGGAGACUCGACUAAUCCAGAUGAUAAUGUACCGUCCACAAAAUAUGAGACAAUAAAACAUGAGUCUCCAGCUCGACAAUGCUCUAAAUACCAUCAAUGCAUAGCGGUGAACUGUCCAUUUGAGAACUUCCAUGACUCCUAUAACACUAUUUGUAUUAACGUUCAAAACCUACGUUUACUUGAGCCAACUCCACACAACGAACUUCCAAAUGCACACCCUAGAAGCUCCGCGAGUUGCCCAAAUUGUCGACAUUUCAUCAACUUCAAUUUUGAGGGUGGCUCUCAAACUAGUGCAGUGAAUGGGCGCAAUUUCAUCCCUCCUUCCUUUCCACCCCAAACCCAACAUGAAGAGUUUCUCAAAAAGGACACAAUUUGUGACCUGAAGGCUGACUGCAAUCCAUCGACAACCGAUUGCUCAUGUGUCCACGUGAUAGACAUUCCACAUAAGGAAACUGUUCAAUUCGUGCUUUCGGCAAUUGGUGCUUACAACAAUGCUCAUCCAAUUCACCUUCAUGGUCAUACAUUUCAUGUUGUUGAUGUUGGAUAUCCAGAAUAUGACCCGCAAACUGGUUUUAUCAGACCUGAAGGACACAACAAAAAAAUAUACUGCGAUGAUGUUAGCUGCACAAAGAAGGAUUGCGACAAGAAAAGAUGUACCAAACCGAGGUGGGCGCGCGAACCAGUGCAGUUAUUUAUAGAUCAAAAAACGAUUAGGAAGGACACAGUUAUUGUCCCCGCCGGGGGAUACGUUGUCAUCAAUUUCAUAUCUGACAAUCCUGGCCAGUGGUUUCUUCACUGUCACAUAGAGGUGCACCAACUCGAGGGAAUGGCACUGAUCGUCAAUGAAGCCUCAGAGGAGCAACACAAGUUGCAACCACCCACAGAGAUGAACAAGUGUGGAGACUUU
This is a messenger RNA of Porites lobata, 2787 nucleotides long. NCBI's taxonomy places the organism in Eukaryota, Metazoa, Cnidaria, Anthozoa, Scleractinia, Poritidae. The record is from the annotation of a GenBank genome assembly.